Molecule: messenger RNA, 2745 nt
Organism: Nymphalis io (European peacock)
Lineage: Eukaryota; Metazoa; Arthropoda; Insecta; Lepidoptera; Nymphalidae
Exons: 4
Coding region: 1304-1822 (172 amino acids)
Source: RefSeq, a predicted model, not a curated record
UUUACGUUUAAUUUUGCCAGUAUAUAUAAUUAUUAUUUGUAGAUUCAGAUCAAACCAGAUCACAAGCGAUUAAUUGCAGCUGUUAAGUUCAAACUUAAUUAACCUAAUAUUAGUAUAACGUAGGAAAUCGACUGCUCAGUAAAUUGUGCUCUUUGAGAUUGAUAAACAUGUACACUGCACACACCAUUCUUGUAUUCUGUGUCUUGGUAACAGUAACAUUUUGUGAAAAUUAUACCGGACCUUUGCAAUUAGAAGAAUUGAAAAACAGGCUUGGUUGGGGCAAACUCGGUGGCAUGUGGGGAUAAUAUUUACGCAUAUACAUAGAAUAUUGGUAUAAUAAUAACGUAACAUUUUCAAAAUAAAAAAAAUCUAAAUUAAAUCUGUUUGUAUGGCUUUUUCGUUACAUUUGGAUUUUUAAAAACAUUUUUGUUUCCGCACGUAUCUAGGCGAUGUCCAUUACAUUUGUAAAAAAUACAAGGUCAGUCUAAAAACAUUAUUAUAUAUCUCUUUAUUAUCUCUCUGUUACUUAAAACGUGCCUUAAAUACAUUAUACCAAGAAUCUAAGGUACAUUAUUCGCCUAGCCGAUUCGAUUUAAAACUACAUAAUAUUAUAAUUUUAUAAUACGAGUCACUUUUUCCUGAAUAUUUGCUCUUUUUGAUAUUUGACAUGAAACAGGUUUUUAAAAUAAUAUAAUAUCAUGUGAAACAUACCUGGAAGAGAUAAAUAACCAUUAUAAGAUUCAAUAAGACGCCAGGAAAAAUAAUAAUAAUAAUAAAUAUAUAAAAAAUAAUUUGUUUUGGGCAUGUAAAGGUUAAAAAAUAACAAUGUCUAGAUUAUAUUUAUAAUGGGAUCACAGUUGAGUCCAAAACAUAAAAAGAAUCAUCUAAAUCGAUUCAUAAACAAAUAAUACAUACCAGACAACAUAAAGACAAAUUAUACAAUAAGAUAUUUAUACUCGUAUACGACAAAUUGAGAAUGUUUUUAAGUCGGUUAAAAAUGUUAUCCUUAUAAUAGUAAAAAAAUUUAGUUAUAUGAAAUUAAAAACCACACAUAAUAUGAUAAACUGUUAUUGAAAAGGUAGACAAUGACAUCUACUGUGACGACAUACCAUGUAACAGCUUUCACUUCAUAAUAAACGUAACAUUAUGAGAACCUUAACCUGGCCUUGAACUGAGAUGAAAUAAAAACCGGAAAGAGGUGAAAGGCACUCCUCUUUCCAUUAUUAAAAAUAUCAGGAAUACACCCAGUAGUGCUCCCAGUUAGUUUGGAACGACACAACGUAUUAAUCUACAAUUUAAAAUAAUGAACGUCAUACUUGGUCUGUUAGGAAUAACUAGCAUAAUAGAAGGAGUAGUUCUGGAUCCAGCUCUAUAUUUGGCUCCAAGUCCUCCUUUGACAACAUCAAAAGACAACGAUGCACAAAAAAUGUGGUCGGGAUCCAUGGUUCCAAGGAUGAAAGAAAGAGACAACUCGGCUACAUUUCUUUUGGAAAAUUCCGAAGGAACAUCGCUCGAACCAGAGUCAAUGGAAGAAUCUGAGACAUUUUGGCCACGCUUUCGUUCAUCAAGUUUAAAAGGAAUUUACGUUCCCCUAAGUUUCCACCUAUCUGGUACAUAUGGAGGAGGCUCAGGUACUGGUGUCUAUAGUAGCGGCUACAUUGACAUGCCAGAAGCCUAUGGCAACCUAGGCAAAGCAGUUCUAGCUGGCACUAAUUACAAAUCAUCAGGAGGAUAUUCUGGCUUAAGAAUAUUCGGCAGUAGUAGUAGACCUGUGUGGAGUGGGUGGGGUAAUGGGAAAUGGGGUCAUUACGGCAAAGGUUAAAAGGUGUUUUUCUGUAAAAUAUUAUUUCAAAUAUGGAUUUAAUUUUUGAGUUUAAAUAUUUACAGUUGUUUGUGGUUUAAACUUAAAUAAGCAUUUUUAACCGCAAUACCGUAAUGUAAAGAUUAAUCACACCGUUAAUUUGAUUUUAAUGAGUCAGUUGAUGGCGUCAACGAGAAAAAUUGAGUAAUCAGUGUCGACCAUUUAUAAAUCGAUUGAUGAAUAAAUAUUAAUGUUUAUUGAAGGAAAAAUCCAAUCAUUAUCUGUCAUAAUUAUUAAUAAUAACAAUAUUCUUUCAAUUUGAUAACGAUAUUCAAACUUGUUGUAUUUCGUAACAUAAUUAAUUGAUAUAAGAAAAUCAAUAGAUAUUAGUUUCCUUCCAUAAUUUUAACAGUCACUAUUAUGUAUAAUUAUUAAUCGUGCUUAAAUUAUUUAAGGAAUAGCAUAUAAAUGAUAUAACUCCCAGAAUGUUAAAAAACAAUAACAACUAAUUACUAGAAAUUAUAAUUUGAUUAAAACAAUUAUGUUCUUAAAUUCUUACAAUUCUCCUCGUCGUUCCUUAUAGGUUACGCAACGCAGUUGACAAUUUGUACUUCUACUUCUUCAUCGUUAAUGAAGCGUUGCCUAUGGCCGUACCCUAUUCGGACAAGAAAGUCCAUUUUCUAAAAAAAGUUUUAUUUAAAUAAUAUACCGGCGCACGGAGAUAAAGCGAUGUCGGAAAAAAUCAAUAUUUUUUCCGACAUCUUCAACAAUUAUCGUCAAUUAUCGUAUUAUUUCAGCAAAUUUACACAAAACCAUAAUGAAUUAUACACUAAAAUUUCCUUAUUAAUCACUGUACUGUACACUUGUGAAAACCUUAUGAAAAAAAAAAAGAAUAUCUGUUCGAUAGUGUUUGAGCUUAUCACAUUCAAAAAAACAAACGCGGC